Messenger RNA from Leptopilina heterotoma, 1149 nucleotides. RefSeq lists its product as uncharacterized. Bases 77 to 1063 code for a protein of 328 amino acids. Lineage: Eukaryota; Metazoa; Arthropoda; Insecta; Hymenoptera; Figitidae. The record is from RefSeq and is a predicted model, not a curated record. The transcript has 6 exons.
UAGGAAUAUAGAGAAAGAAUGUUUCUAUAAUGUUGUAGUACAUUUGCAAUUCGUUUAAAGAAAAGAAAUACAAAAAAUGAAUAAUACUUUACGAAUUCUAAUUUUUAUUGUCAACUCUAUUUUUGUACUGGCAUCUAGUGACUCCACUAGAAUAGAGCAGCAGAAUGCAGAGGUUGAAAAUUUGAGCACUAUUCUAAUACAGUACGACUCUACUUUUUAUGGCAAUUUCUCUAUAAUUAAAAAUUGUGAUGGAAAUUCACACCGCAUUCAAUAUUUCAAUGACUUCGAGAAAAGUAACUUUGAGUCCUAUAUAACUGAAAGAGAUUUAAUGCAGACACCAAUAAUUUUUUAUAGAAACAUGGUGUUAAAAAAUGCUAAAGACAUCUUGAAGGAAUUAAAGGAUUUUGUUAAUAAAUCAAAAGAUAAGUCCUGCAAAACAGAGACUAAAGUUUUUAGAUACGAAGAGAUAUUUAAUUGGAUUUCAAUGCCUGAUACAUAUAUUGAAAGAAUGUCAUCUAAGGAAUUAAAGAAUGCACUUAAGAUUACUUUACUUCAGUUUAUUCUUACUCUUUAUUCAAACGUUGAAAUGAUUUAUAGUUGUGUUAAUAAACCUUUUGGAAAAGGUCUUGAACAUUAUAACGAUCAGCUUGACAAGAUCACAGAGUUAUAUUUUCCUAAAUCUACAAAUAAUGAUACUAAAAAUCAAAAAGAUAAUUUAAAAGCAGCUUUCAAUUAUCUAUCUUCAUUGUCAUCAAAUAUACACGAUUUUAAUUCAGAAUCAUGUAAAACUAGUAAAAAUUUGGAUUUAUUUGGCAAAAAUUUGAAAAGCAAACUUGAAGCAUUGAAAAAGAAGCUUAAUGAUGAAGAUCUUUUAUCGGAAUCACCAGUGUCUACGACAGUUGCAAUUGACGUAGGAUCUUCUUUAAAUGUAACAUUGAAUAAAAGGAGUGAUGAUUUUUUUUCGCGAUUACCAAUUUCUAAGGGAGUUACAAUUGGUGCGGGAUCUAUUUCUAUUGUAGGUAUAAUAAUUUAUUGUCUUAAUAAUUUAAAAAAAAAUAAGUAAAAAAGGCGAAGAGUAACGUGAAAUUAUUAACAAAUAAAACUGCAUGUAAUUCUUUCACGAGUCAAUAAACUUAAAGUAGUAAUAAA